AAACAUAAAAGUUAUCAUUACAAACAAUGGGUUAGAUACUCUAUAAAAUAGAAAGCAGAUCAUAGAUAUAUAUUUCAUAUCCUUAGUAUAACGCACAGCACUUCUUUCUAGAACACUUCGAAGUUGAAGUGAAUAUCGUAUACUUUACUUGGCUAUCCCAAACCUCAGCCAUGGCUAGUGUCUCACAGCUGAUCUCAGCGGUCGAAAGAAGGCUUGCGGGGAAGGUGGCUCUUGUGACCGGUGGUGCAAGCGGCAUAGGUGAAGCCACUGCAAGACUCUUCUCGAAGCACGGAGCAAACGUUGUGAUAGCUGAUAUUCAAGACAAUCUGGGCCUCUCUCUUUGCAAACACUUAGAAUCCGCUUCCUAUGUCCACUGCGACGUGACAAACGAGAACGACGUCGAAAACGCCGUGAACGCCGCCGUUUCGGAGCACGGCAAACUCGACAUCAUGGUGAACAACGCGGGCAUAAGCGGCCCGAUCAAAGCCAGCAUCCUGGACAACACAAAGUCAGAGUUCGAGGCGGUGAUAAACAUCAACCUAGUCGGCGUGUUUCUCGGGACGAAGCACGCCGCACGUGUGAUGGUCCCUGCGCGAAGAGGAAGCAUAAUCAACACCGCAAGCGUGUGCGGAAGCAUAGGUGGCGUGGCCUCGCACGCGUACACGAGUUCGAAGCACGCGGUGGUGGGGCUGACGAGGAACACCGCGGUGGAGCUUGGACAGUUCGGUGUGAGGGUGAAUUGCGUGUCGCCCUAUCUGGUUGCCACGCCCUUGACUAUGGAUUUCUUCAAGCUUGAUGAGGAGGGAGCUCUUGGCGUUUACUCUAACCUGAAGGAUGCUGUCCUUGAACCCAAGGAUGUGGCAGAAGCUGCGCUUUACUUGGGGAGUGACGCCUCCAAGUAUGUUAGUGGCCACAAUCUUGUGGUUGAUGGAGGCUUUACUAUUGUCAAUACUGGGCUUUGUGUCCUUGGCCAAUCUGUUGUGUGAAAUAUUGUCCGCAUGUCGUUGCCUAAUUGUUGCUGUUGAUGGUUUCAGUGUUUAUGUCAUGCUAGCUUGUAUACGUAUCUAUUGAAUAUUAUCUCAUUUUCAUUUUGGAUA
This is a messenger RNA of Cajanus cajan (pigeon pea), 1097 nucleotides long. RefSeq names its product borneol dehydrogenase, mitochondrial. Lineage: Eukaryota; Viridiplantae; Streptophyta; Magnoliopsida; Fabales; Fabaceae. The record is from RefSeq and is a predicted model, not a curated record. Gene Ontology annotation, molecular function: oxidoreductase activity.